AUGUACAGCAGCUUUGCAUAUUGGGAAGGGGAGCAGAUCAGUGCCCGGUGCCACUACACUUCUGCUUCUGUCGACAAUGUCAUAUUCAAUCUCAAUGACGAUGUCUUCAUCAAGGCUGGUCCCGAUGAAGAGAGUUACAUUGGCCGUAUUACAGAGUUUUUUCAAGGUAGAGAUGACAGAUCAUACUUCACAUGCCGUUGGUUUUUCCUUGCGGCGGAUACGGUCAUCUCACCGAAGCUGCUUAAGGUCCAUGAUCAUCAACAUAAUGAUAGGCGUGUUUUCCUUUCAGAGGAAAAGAAUGACAACAUUAUUGAGUCAAUAAUUUGUAAACUGAACAUAAUUUAUGUUGCCCCAAAUGAGAUACCACAGGCAAAAGAUCGGUUAAUAUCAAAUUCUGAUUACUAUUAUGAUAUGUCUUACUCGGUGGCAUGUUCCACAUUUGCAAAUUUGCCAGCAGAAAAUGAUGAUGCAGAAGACAGUGAUGCAACUUCAAAUAUAUCUUGUGAAGAGGGGAAACCAGUGGCUGAUCUUGUGACAUACAGUCUGCUCGAUCUAUAUUCAGGGUGUGGGGCUAUGUCAACAGGGCUCUGCCUUGGUGCAGAAUUGGCUGGCAUAAAACUAGAAACUAAAUGGGCUGUGGACAUGAACUCACAUGCUUGUGAGAGCCUAAAGCAUAACCACCCUUCAACACAGGUACGAAAUGAGAAGGCUGAAGAUUUCCUAUCCCUCCUUCAACAGUGGAAUGCACUCUGUAAGAAAUAUGUCAUCCACGGCAGCAAUUCUUUGGGCUCUGAUCUAGCUCAGGCAUCAAACGAUGAUGGAAAUGAUGAAAACGAAUCUCUACCAAAGGAUGUAUUUGAGGUAGAGAGGCUUGUUGAUAUAUGCUAUGGCGAUCCAAAUAAGACUGGAAAAAAUGGCUUAUGGUUUAAGGUUCGGUGGAAAAAAUAUGAUGCUAGUCAAGAUACAUGGGAGCCAAUUGAUGGUCUGAGCUAUUCCUAUGAGUGCAUUAAAGAAUUUGUUCAGAGUGGAUAUAGGGAUUCCAUUCUGCCUUUGCCUGGCUCUGUGGAUCUUAUUUGUGGGGGUCCUCCCUGCCAAGGCGUUAGUGGAUUCAACAGAUUCAGAAAGCCUGAUGAUCCGCUGACGGAUGAAAAGAACAAGCAAUUGGUUGUCUUUAUGGAUAUUGUGAAAUAUCUGCGACCUAAAUAUGUUCUUAUGGAGAACGUUGUAGACAUCUUGAAAUUUGCAGAUGGGUUCCUCGGCCACUAUGCAUUGAGUCGCCUUGUCUCUAUGAACUACCAGGCCAGGCUUGGGAUGAUGGUUGCGGGUUGUUAUGGGCUGCCGCAGUUUAGGAUGAGGGCAUUUAUCUGGGGAGCUCUUCCUUCCAUGGUUCUUCCGAAAUUCCCACUUCCCACCCAUGAUGUUAUUAAGCGAGGACUAGUGCCAAAUGCAUUUUUGCGGUGUCUCGUUGCUUAUGAGGAAACAGCAAAUAAAUACUUGAAAAAGGCUCUUGUCCUCGAAGAUGCAAUAUCUGAUUUACAGGAGGUUCAAAACAAUCAGCCUAAUGAUGUCAUGGAGUAUGGCAGUGACCCCAAAACAGAGUUCCAACGCUAUAUCCGGCUUAGCAGUAAAGGUGUGACCAGGGAGUUAAUUUAUUCCCCCAUUGUGUACCUGUCUAUUCCUUCAAGUUCAGAUACUGAGAUGGAUGAUUCUGAAUAA
Triticum dicoccoides is the source of this 1716-nucleotide messenger RNA. RefSeq names its product DNA (cytosine-5)-methyltransferase CMT1-like. The coding region runs from base 1 to 1716 and encodes 571 amino acids. Lineage: Eukaryota; Viridiplantae; Streptophyta; Magnoliopsida; Poales; Poaceae. The record is from RefSeq and is a predicted model, not a curated record. Gene Ontology annotation, cellular component: nucleus. Gene Ontology annotation, molecular function: DNA (cytosine-5-)-methyltransferase activity; chromatin binding; DNA binding. The transcript is spliced from 14 exons. Gene Ontology annotation, biological process: negative regulation of gene expression via chromosomal CpG island methylation.